GAGCGAAACAAUGGAUUAUCAUCUCCGAGAGUAAUCUACUUCCCACCAAUGAGGAAGAGACUCUCUCACGUUCAUGACAUGAAGUUUUGAGUUUGGAGUGGUUUAGGUCGGAAGUAGACAUACAACGUUAAUUCUGAUACACUAACUGUUCAAUUCCUAACACAUUUUAUCAUCAUCCAUUACACUAUAAAUCAAACCCACGAACACAAAUCCAUCAUCAUCACAAUCAAGACUCCACAAAAUCCUCUGAGAUCAAAAUUCUGAAGAAAUACCAGUCACCAUGACAAUGCCGAGGGCUUAUCUCCAUCUUCUCGUUCUGACAACCUUUGUUCUCAUUCUCCUCGGUGCUAGCCCGUCCAUCUGCUCCCGGGCGAAACUAUCGUCAGAAUCAGCUUCAGCAGAUAAGCUCAAGGAAGAAUUUCCAGCUCCAGCAUGGCUUGUUUCCCGAGGCGAGAAAGAUCAUACCUCCGUCAGUGAUUCCUCCUCUUUAAAGGGAUUCAAGGUGGAUCCUGCAAACACAAUGGUGGCUGGCUUUUUCAAGUCUAGGUUCCCAUUCCCUGGUUGGCCUUUCCCUAAGUACCCUCCCGUUCCAUUCAUGAAACCGACCUUCCCUUCUGUUCCUACCACUCCAGGAGCUGAGCAGUCCGAGAAGUUGCCUUCUCCCCCAAGCCCGGGCAAGGAUAACGGCAGUGCAGGGAAUCCAUGAAACCAGAUCGUGUAGAACCUUUGUGUUUUAAAGUCUGAUCAAGCUUCUCUAGUUUGCAUUGUAUCAAAUAAAUGUACCUUACACAAUGAGUGUCCUUUGGCAUUUACAUGAGAAAUGAAUGAAAAAAUUAGUUAAGACAUCUUUA
Molecule: messenger RNA, 851 nt
Organism: Tarenaya hassleriana
Lineage: Eukaryota; Viridiplantae; Streptophyta; Magnoliopsida; Brassicales; Cleomaceae
Exons: 1
Coding region: 281-706 (141 amino acids)
Source: RefSeq, a predicted model, not a curated record